This is a messenger RNA of Oppiella nova, 543 nucleotides long. The record is from the annotation of a GenBank genome assembly. Lineage: Eukaryota; Metazoa; Arthropoda; Arachnida; Sarcoptiformes; Oppiidae.
AUGAGAAUCAGUUUUAACAAAAACCUAAACAAUUGGAUCCAUCACUACAAUGACCCCGAAGUCUGUACUACCAGUGCCUGUGAAUCCGCGGGAAAGACACUGAAAGCAAACCUCAACGAAUCGGUCGAUCCAUGCGAUGAUUUUUAUGAGUUCGCGUGCGGGGGAUGGGAGGCCACGCAUACCAUUCCCGCCGAUAAGUCCUAUUACUUCGGAGACGUUACUCUCCAAGAAAUCAUUGAACUGACCAUCAAAUCGUCUCUAAAUGAAAGUCAUAUCAAAAGUGACUCCAAUUCAGUGAUCUUCGCGUCCGAUCUCUUCAAGUCAUGUGUCGACAACUCCACUCGUGAGUCCCGCGGAGUCGCACCUCUUAUAGCGGCUGUCAAUUCAAUGGGCGGAUGGCCUCUAAUCUCCAGUUCCUUCACUCCGGAGUCGUACGACUGGAAGGACUCUUUGGCCGCUUUGAUAGCCUCGUUGGGAACGCACCCUAUCUUUGCCAUCGAUGUCAUGCCCGACGCCAAUGACACUCAGGUCUAUAAACUCAAU